This is a messenger RNA of Sinocyclocheilus anshuiensis, 1480 nucleotides long. Its product is annotated as CMP-N-acetylneuraminate-beta-galactosamide-alpha-2,3-sialyltransferase 2-like. Gene Ontology annotation, cellular component: membrane. Gene Ontology annotation, biological process: sialylation. Lineage: Eukaryota; Metazoa; Chordata; Actinopteri; Cypriniformes; Cyprinidae. The record is from RefSeq and is a predicted model, not a curated record. Bases 111 to 1085 code for a protein of 324 amino acids. The transcript is spliced from 7 exons. Gene Ontology annotation, molecular function: beta-galactoside (CMP) alpha-2,3-sialyltransferase activity.
UCUACCACGACUGCGUUCCCAAACAGCUGACUUCACCUCCGAAAGCAAGACCGCAUUUGUGUUUCAUCUGCUCACUCAAAGCGCAAGAACAAGACGCAAGCACGCACAAGAUGAACAUCUUCAAUAGACUGACGCCUCUUAUAAUCACCCUCCUUUUGAGCUUCAUGACCAUAUUUUUUUUGUACACCCCAAACCCGAUCACUAUUACCAUAGACUCCUUUGAUGAUUCUAUCUUUGAAGCGUCAUGCUCCUGUAAAACUUGCGUCAUGGGCUUUAUGGACGAUGACUGGUUCGUUUAUCGAUACGAUCCCACCAUUCCAGCUCUGCUCAACAGAAAAAACAGUGCGUUACGUCGAGACACCAACAAAUGGUGGAGGGGUCUACAAUCAUCAACACCCAGAGUUAACUACACAGAGGUGGUGGAUCAGCUGUUUUCUCUCUUCCCCGAUAAGGAGCACUACUCAGAUGCCAGUCCAGAUCGCUGCAGAACCUGUGCUGUGGUGGGAAACUCGGCAAACCUUCUGGGAUCCCAUUAUGGGUCUCUCAUAGAUUUGCAUGAUGUUGUCUUUAGGAUAAAUAAAGGCCCGACAAAAGGUUAUGAGAAGGAUGUGGGGUCUAAGACGACUCACCGGAUUCUGUAUCCUGAGAGCGCUGUGGACUUGGACAACUCCACCCAUCUUGUCCUUUUUCCCUUUAAGAUUCGUGACAUGCAGUGGCUCAUAAGUACUUUCACCACUAGACACAUUACACGCACCUACACACGAGUCAAGUCUUCAGUCAAUGCAGACGAGAACAAGGUGAUGAUCCUCCACCCUGCUUUCAUAAAAUACGUCUAUGAGAAAUGGCUGCUGAAACAUGGCAGAUAUCCAUCUACUGGCUUCAUUACAAUAUUAUUUGCCCUGCAUAUCUGUGACCAGGUGAAUGUCUUUGGGUUUGGGGCUUCAAGUACUGGAACCUGGCAUCAUUACUUUGACAAAACUCGCACUCACUAUAAAGGCGGCCCUCAUGGUGGAGACUUUGAAAACAAAACAAUGCAUCAGCUUCAGCAGAGAAACAAGAUUUCAAUAUAUAAAGGGUAUAGAUAAAAAUGACCAGAAACAUACAUGGUCUGUUCAAUGGGUUUUUUUUGUUUUUUGUGGUCAAAACAUAUUAACUUGUGGAAAUAGAUAUGUUGUGGCCACGUGAUCCUAUGUUGAGGGAACGACACUAUUUUCUUGUGGCCAAGAGUUUAAUGCAUUAACAAACCUUAUGACUACCCCAGUUUUGCUAUGUUCAUGCAGGUUUGUUUACGCAUUAAACAGAGAAACAAGAUUUCAAUAUAUAAAGGGAUAAAAAAGGCAGUUCUUCCAUUUAAUGAAAAAUUUCAAAACUAACACUGCUAUUAUUGUUUUAAGAUAUGUAGCAAAUUCUCUAUAAUGCCCUACUCUUAUUUAUAAUGCCUUACUGUAUCACUGUAAACAUAUUCAAUGUACCUGUUGUU